UCUGCUCGGUCCCAAGCAGCCGCCGCUGCCCCUUUGAUGUUUUGGUACGCCGUGCGCAUGCGCCUCACAUUAGAAUUACUGCACUGGGCAGACUAAGUUGGAUCUCCUCUCUUCAGUGAAACCCUCAAUCCCAUCAAAAACUAAAGGGAUGUGGAGAGUUCGGAAAAAGGGCUACUUUGGGAUUUGGUCGUUCCCCUUAAUAAUCGCCGCUGUCUGUGCGCAGAGUGUCAAUGACCCUAGUAAUAUGUCGCUGGUUAAAGAGACGGUGGAUAGACUCCUGAAAGGCUAUGACAUUCGUUUGAGACCAGAUUUUGGAGGUCCCCCAGUGGCCGUGGGAAUGAACAUUGACAUCGCCAGCAUUGAUAUGGUUUCUGAAGUCAAUAUGGAUUAUACCUUGACAAUGUACUUUCAGCAAGCCUGGAGAGAUAAGAGGCUGUCCUAUAACGUAAUACCUUUAAACUUGACUCUGGACAAUAGAGUGGCAGACCAGCUCUGGGUGCCCGAUACCUACUUCCUGAACGAUAAGAAGUCAUUUGUGCACGGAGUGACCGUGAAGAACCGCAUGAUCCGCCUGCAUCCAGAUGGGACGGUCCUUUAUGGCCUCAGAAUCACCACCACAGCUGCCUGCAUGAUGGACCUAAGGCGGUACCCACUGGAUGAACAGAACUGCACCUUGGAAAUUGAAAGCUAUGGAUAUACAACUGACGACAUUGAGUUUUACUGGCGUGGGGAUGACAACGCAGUAACAGGAGUAACAAAGAUUGAACUUCCACAGUUCUCUAUUGUAGAUUACAAACUUAUCACCAAGAAGGUUGUUUUUUCCACAGGUUCCUAUCCCAGGUUGUCCCUCAGCUUUAAGCUUAAGAGAAACAUUGGGUACUUUAUCCUGCAAACAUACAUGCCUUCCAUCCUGAUCACUAUCCUCUCCUGGGUCUCCUUCUGGAUUAACUAUGACGCUUCAGCUGCAAGAGUGGCAUUAGGAAUUACAACUGUUCUUACAAUGACCACGAUCAAUACCCACCUCCGGGAGACUCUCCCUAAAAUCCCCUAUGUGAAGGCCAUUGACAUGUACCUGAUGGGGUGCUUUGUCUUUGUUUUCAUGGCCCUUCUGGAAUAUGCUUUGGUCAACUACAUCUUCUUUGGGAGGGGACCCCAACGCCAAAAGAAAGCAGCCGAGAGGGCUGCUAGUGCCAACAAUGAGAAGAUGCGCCUGGAUGUCAACAAGAUUUUUUAUAAAGAUAUUAAACAAAAUGGGACCCAAUAUCGAUCCUUGUGGGACCCAACUGGAAACCUCUCCCCAACUAGACGGACUACCAAUUACGAUUUCUCUCUGUAUACGAUGGACCCCCAUGAGAACAUCUUACUGAGCACUCUUGAAAUAAAAAACGAAAUGGCCACAUCUGAGGCUGUGAUGGGACUUGGAGACCCCAGGAGCACAAUGCUGGCAUAUGAUGCCUCCAGCAUCCAGUAUCGGAAAGCUGGGUUGCCCAGGCAUAGUUUCGGCCGAAAUGCCCUGGAACGACACGUGGCACAAAAGAAGAGCCGCCUGCGGAGACGCGCCUCCCAGCUGAAAAUCACCAUCCCCGACUUGACUGAUGUGAAUGCCAUAGAUCGGUGGUCCCGCAUUUUCUUCCCAGUGGUUUUUUCCUUCUUCAACAUCGUCUAUUGGCUUUAUUACGUGAACUAAAACAUGGCCUUCCAUGGGAAGCAAGGACUAGAUUCCUCCUCAAACCAGUUGUACAACCUGACGUAGGACUUGGAAAACACAUCAAUCCAGGACAAAAGUGAUGCUAAAAUACCUUAGUUGCUGGCCUAUCCUGUGGUCCAUUUCAUACCAUUUGGGUUGCUUCUGCUAAGUAAUGAAUACACUAAGGUCCUUGUGGUUUUCCAGUUAAAAUGAAAGUGAUUUGUACACAUGCUGGCAAGAUUAAAUCUGAAUGUUCCACUUUAUCUGCUUAGUACGCAGCCUCUACAAAGGGGAAUUAUUUAGAAGACAUUCUUAGAAGGCUCAAUAACAUUGUCAGUCAUUUCGUUGAGAAGUGAUCAUAUCCAGAUACUUCCCCCUCUUUACUCCUAGGGUUGGCGUGCCGUUGAGAUGGCACCGUGCUUAUGAAACAUUAUCUGCAAUGCCAUGCAAACAUGCUUACUGAAGAUGGUCUAUGCCUGGCUUAAUAAGGUGAUACUGGUGCCAUGGGAAGAUAAUUCCCACUGGAUUCUAGAAGGUUCUCAUGUAGUUCAAAUGGGCUAGGGGGAGUCAAAACAGAGACUCAGGAGACCAAUUUGGCCAGUCUCUGCAUGAGCACAGGGAAUCAACUAUGACGUCUUCUGUUUUGAAAUUUAGAGACCGGGAGACUUCUGAAUAUUAUCGUGCAUGGUGGCUAAAGAAAUUUUUCUGAAAUGCUAUUUCUUAGGUGAUUAAAAUAAGAGUUAACAACCCAGAGCAGAGUGGAAAAUUCUGAAACAACUGUUGUAGCAAAA
Molecule: messenger RNA, 2478 nt
Organism: Ceratotherium simum simum (southern white rhinoceros)
Lineage: Eukaryota; Metazoa; Chordata; Mammalia; Perissodactyla; Rhinocerotidae
Gene: GABRB2
Product: gamma-aminobutyric acid type A receptor subunit beta2
Biological process (GO): monoatomic ion transmembrane transport
Cellular component (GO): membrane
Molecular function (GO): extracellular ligand-gated monoatomic ion channel activity; GABA-A receptor activity
Source: RefSeq, a predicted model, not a curated record